Molecule: messenger RNA, 7109 nt
Organism: Cricetulus griseus (Chinese hamster)
Lineage: Eukaryota; Metazoa; Chordata; Mammalia; Rodentia; Cricetidae
Source: RefSeq, a predicted model, not a curated record
UGGGCUCUGAGCUCCCACCAAGGAGCCAGAGGUCAGGAGCCACCAAACAAGCUGGGUGCAGUCAGCAAGCCCAGCCAGGGAGGAGGAGAGAGCAGAGCCUUGCCUGCCAGUCUGGCAGCUCCCCCUAAGCGCUCAGAGCUCAGAGCCCAUCCCACACACCCGUGCUAGUCACUGCUGUGUUUACAUGAGUAAUGGAGCUGCCGGGGGAGGGGAGCUGCGAGCAGCGCUGAGUGAGCCUCCUCGCUAGGAAGCCGAUAUCCACAGCAAGUCCAGACUUCCAGGGAUGAGGCUGGGGAGCGGUCCCCUGCCGGAGCUUUCCUAAGCACAGGCAUCGAUCAGGCAGAUGUGUGGCGACUGGAAUGGCGCCAAAUCUUAAAGGCAGACCACGCAAAAAGAAAACAUGUCCCCAGAGACGAGAUUCCUUCAGCGGCUCGAAGGACUCCAACAAUAACUGUGAUGGUAAAGCGAUCAACAAGGUGAAAGGCGAGGCCAGGUCAGCCUUGACCAAGCCGAAGAAUAACCAUAGCAACUGUAAAAAAGCCUCCAAUGAAGAAAAGCCAAAGCUGUCCAUUGGCGAAGAAUGUAGGGCAGAUGAACAGGCCUUCUUAGUGGCACUUUAUAAAUACAUGAAAGAAAGAAAAACACCCAUAGAGCGAAUUCCCUACUUGGGUUUCAAACAGAUUAACCUUUGGACUAUGUUUCAAGCUGCUCAAAAACUGGGAGGAUAUGAAACAAUAACAGCCCGCCGUCAAUGGAAACAUAUUUAUGACGAGUUAGGUGGUAAUCCGGGGAGCACCAGUGCGGCCACCUGUACUCGAAGACACUACGAAAGGUUAAUCCUACCAUAUGAAAGGUUUAUCAAGGGAGAAGAAGAUAAGCCUUUGCCUCCAAUCAAACCUCGGAAACAGGAAAACAAUUCACAGGAAAAUGAGAAUAAAACAAAAGUAUCGGGAGCCAAACGCAUAAAACAUGAACUGCCCAAAAAUAAGAAAGAAAAAGAGAAUACACCAAAGCCCCAGGAUACAUCUGAGGUCUCUUCUGAUCAAGGGAAGGAAGAGGAGACAUUAAACCAGAAAAGCGUCACAGAGCCUCUCCCUGCUCCAGAAGUAAAGAAGAAAAUGGAAGGAUACAAGGACCUUCCUGUGAGGGCCCCGGUGUCCAGAGCAGACCCAGAAAAGGGCAGUGAAACUGACCAAGGUUCUAACAGUGACAAGGAGGCUGAGGAGGUGGUAGACAAGGGUCUGGCCCCUUUGCUCCCAAGCCCUCCCCUGCCUCCUGAAAGAGAUUCGGCUUCUACCCCUGGGGCUGGCAAACAGCCCCUUGUCUCUCCCAGUGCCCAGAUGGACUCAAAACAAGAAGCCAAACCCUGCUGCUUUACAGAGAGCCCUGAAAAUGACCUCCAAGAAGCACCCUUCUCCAGCUUCCCUGCCACCCAGACACCACUGGCAAGCCAGAACGAGGCAGAGGAAGACAAGCUUCCGGCCAUGGCUAAUUACAUUGCCAACUGCACUGUGAAAGUGGACCAGCUGGGCAGUGACGACAUCCACACAGCCCUCAAACAGACCCCGAAGGUCCUUGUGGUCCAAUCAUUUGACAUGUUUAAAGACAAAGACUUGACCGGGCCCAUGAACGAGAACCACGGACUUAAUUACACACCCCUGCUUUACUCCCGGGGCAACCCUGGUAUCAUGUCCCCGCUGGCCAAGAAAAAACUUUUGUCUCAGGUGAGUGGGGCCAGCCUCUCCAGCAGCUACCCCUACGGCUCCCCACCGCCUUUGAUCAGCAAAAAGAAACUGAUCGCCAGGGACGAGCUGUGCUCGGGUUUGUCCCAGGCCCAUCACAGCCAAAGCUCUGACCACAUGGCCGUCAGCCGGCCAUCCGUCAUCCAACACGUCCAGAGUUUCAAAAACAAGGCCUCCGAGGAGAGAAAGAGCAUCAAUGAUAUCUUCAAACACGACAAACUGAGUCGCUCUGAUGCUCACCGCUGCGGUUUCUCCAAGCACCAGCUCAGCCCUCUGGCCGACUCCUACAUCUUAAAACAAGAGGCACCGGAGGGCAAGGACAAACUGUUAGAGAAAAGAGCUGUCUCCCACGCCCACGUGCCCAGUUUCCUGGCCGACUUCUACUCAUCCCCGCAUCUCCAUAGCCUCUACCGCCACACAGAACACCAUCUUCACAAUGAGCAGUCGUCCAAGUAUGCCUCUAGGGACAUGUACCAGGAGUCUGAAAACAGCGCUUUUCUUUCUCACAAGCACCCAGACAAGGUCCACGUCAAUUAUCUCGCCUCUAUUCAUCUGCAAGAUAAGAAGUCGGCUGAGGCGGAACCCUCUAGAGAUGAUCAGCCAACAGACCUGAGCCUUCCCAAGAACCCACAGAAACUAACCAGCAAAGUCCUGGGCCUGGCCCACCCAGCCUCAGGUUCCCAGGAGAUCAAAGGCGCCUCCCAGUUCCAGGUCAUCAGCAACCAGAGUCGAGACUGUCACCCCAAAGCCUGCCGGGUAUCGCCCAUGACCAUGACGGCUCCUAAAAAAUACCCCGAGUCGCUUGCAAGGUCUGGAAAACCUCACCAUGUGAGACUGGAGAACUUCAGAAAAAUGGAAGGCAUGGUCCAUCCCAUCCUACACAGGAAGAUGAGCCCUCAGAACAUUGGAGCUGCUCGCCCCAUAAAGCGCAGCCUGGAGGACUUAGAUCUUGUGAUUGCCGGCAAAAAAGCCAGGGCUGUGUCUCCCUUGGACCCAGCCAAGGAGGCUUCUGGGAAAGAAAAGGCCUCUGAACAGGAGAGCGAGGGCAGCAAAGGAGCCUACGGAGGGCAUUCUGGGGCUGCGUCGGAAGGCCACAAGCUUCCUGUCUCCUCGCCUAUCUUCCCAGGUUUGUAUUCUGGUAGCCUGUGUAACUCAGGCCUCAACUCCAGGCUCCCGGCCGGCUACUCCCAUUCUCUACAGUACUUGAAGAACCAGACGGUGCUUUCUCCUCUCAUGCAGCCUCUGGCUUUCCACUCGCUUGUGAUGCAACGAGGAAUUUUUACAUCGCCGACUAAUUCUCAGCAGCUCUACAGACACUUGGCCGCAGCGACGCCGGUAGGAAGCUCCUACGGGGACCUGUUGCACAAUAGCAUCUACCCUUUAGCUGCUAUCAAUCCUCAGGCUGCCUUCCCACCGUCUCAGCUGUCAUCUGUACACCCCAGCACAAAACUGUAAGCCCCGCUGUGCCCAGCAUCCUCAAACGGCGGCGGGGUCAAAGCACCAACCCUGGAAGGCUGGCUUACAGAGUUGGAAGUCAGUAUUCCUUCUAAUCUGGUGGUACAGUUCGUCCCAGCCAUAGAGGCCUAAAGGCCAGCUGAACAUGACUACCUUUUUGGGGACAACCCUAGCCUGGCUGGCCAGUUGUGACCUCCCUUCCAACACAGAUGGCCUAGGGCCUCCAGGUCAUUUCCUUUUCAUGUUGGUCUUUGUGAAGGGUAUCUGUGUCUAUCCCAGAAGAACUCAGAGGAACCCUCUGAGGUUGGAUGGUAGAAAAGACAUCUGGGCAAAAAAGUGGGGGAGGGGGGCAGGAUUUUCAAAGGAUAGGGUAAGAAAGACUGGCAAGUGAUAGCCAUGGGACGCCCCUCUUUUUCAUAAGACUCACCAAGUUCAAUCAAUGCAAUGUAUAGUAAAACUUAAAGAGACCUUUCAUUCUUGACACUAUUGAACAAUCCAGAGAAGUAAACACUGUUAAACUGUAUAUAUUCGCUUCUUAAAGCUACCCGGAUCACUGUUUGCUCAACCUAAUUUAUAUACAGAUAGUUCUGUUUUCUCUUGGUUCUUUCUUGUUCCUGCCCUGGGGUAUUUUUUUUUUUUUUGGUUUGUUUAUCUGUCUGUUUGUUUUUUAAUUAAACAAUAUCCCUUCUAUUUGCAGGUCUUCUGUUUUUGUUUUGAUUUUUUGUUUUGUUCUGUUUGCAAGGCUGACUGAUUCUCCUAGUUGUUGACGUGUAUUUUAUCAACCUCCCCCCCACCUUCUUUUGAGCAGCUUUGGGUGGUCAAGUUAUUGUUUACAAAUUGAAGCAACUGAUUUUAGUGGAACAGACUGAAAAGAACCCGUGGAGAUCACGAGCUAGCAGAAAGCCUGUGCCUUUGCGGGUCUGCGCCUGGAGGAUUCCGUUCCUCAUAAGUGGCAUAGUUGAGAGACCUUAGACACUGCCUCUCCAGCCAAAUGCUUUGCUUUGAAGUAUUGGAUUAUGUGAAAAUAUUAGGCAUUGUACUCACCUUAUCUAGGCUGUGAACCCGUCCUACAUACCAGAGAAAUCGUAAAACAAAAACCUUGUUGGCAAAAAGCCACUGCAUCACACAGUCCAGAGGACACGCUCGUGGGCUGUGCAGACGUCUUAGGAAUUUCAGAACUUAAGACAAGUGCCAGGGUGACUCAUGCUGGUGUUGGAACUGCACCUUUUUCAGUGGUCUGGAGAAGGGAAAGGAUGGUGUGUGACUGUCCAGCAGAGGGGGAGCUACUCAAGGUCUGACCACGGGGCAUCCCAGCCAGGCCUUGGCCCAUUGAGUGGGAGAGUUUAUUGUCAACAUCAGCUGGCUUCUAGAGUUUCCUAGCAAGAUACCAGGUGGCACCUUGGAGGAGUAAUUGCAUGUUCUGUUUCAAGAGAAAGCCAUCCUCCUUGGCUUCCCAAGGGGUGGGUUUGAUGAGGAUGUGUACACGUAAAGUGGUUUGUAUCAAGUUUUUCAUCCCAUGGCCAUGCUAUCUAUCCACUUUGGGAGUUUUUUUGACUGUCACUCUUGACACUUGAUUCCAUUUGCUUCCGGGGCACCACAUCUGCUAAGUGUAGCAAGUGGAUCCGUAGAGUGGAUUCUCUUUCCUGUCUCCACCCAACCCUGCCACAAGCUGCUUUGAGAAGUUCCCAGCCCAUUGCCCUCCUCUCCCCUGACACUACCAGUAGACUCUAGGACCAUAGUUAACCAAGUCUUUUGAUUUUUUUACCUCUGACAUAUUUAAGUCUAUGAAACUUGAUGACAGUUUUCAACAUCUCUGAAUAGGUAACUCAACUACAAAAAUAAUCAAAACCAGUGACCGUGAAACGGCGGUCCUUAUGCAAAGCCAUGCAUGCCACUCAUUUGUAUUGAAAUGUCCUCAUGAUAUGAAGCCAAAUAGUCCAUGUAGUAACAUGCUAUCCAAAGGUGGAAACAAAAGAAUGUAGCAACCCAGUGUUAAGAGUUCCAUUCGCUUCAAUUAAUUAUUUACCUUCCUGUGGAAUAAUAUAUAUAUAUUAUAUUUAAUAGGACCAUAGAUAGACUAGUAUAACUUAGAUCAUAAAUGUGUACAUGCAGAUUAUUCUGCUGUUACACAAGAAAGGGUGUGUGUGUGUGUGUGUGUGUGGCGGGGGCGAGUCUCAAUUCCAGUCAGCAUGAUGCUGGCCAGGACACAGUAUGAGAAAGUUGCACUAGAUUGAAUGAUCACAGAAUCAGAAGAAGAGAAAGGGGAUUCUGCAGCAGGCAUGGGUUGGAUCCAUACGUGGUCCCUGUGAGUUUGUUUCUUGAAGAAAAUGGGGAUGUCUGUGCCCCCCCCCCCCCGCCCCAUCCCACUAGCUCACUCAUUUGCAAGAUGGGGCGAUUGUUUUCCUCAGUGUGGUGAGUUGAGAUGUGUUCAUCGUGUAGGAGUUCGAUCACACCAUUUUCAAACAAUGUCAACAUAGUCCAGCUAUUGUUUUUCUCAUCUCUUCGGAGAGGAGACUCACUAUAUCUGUUGAAGGAAGCUCAGACCCUCAGCAAAACAUCAGGGCAAAUGCAAAGAACAGAAGCGGCGUGUUAUUUAUUUUAAAACUCCAAACAGAGAACUUGGGAAUCUUUCAAAAAGACCAUUGAAUUUUUCAUUGGCUGAGAAGGAUGUUUUAAAAAGUCUUAAAUCAGGCUUUGUUUGCAUUGUUUGAGUUCAAGGGGCCUUAUUAUUGAAUGGCAUCGCACAAGCCUUUCUUUGUGCAGUCAAACCAUUGUUAUUGGUAGUUCUGUAAAGGAAACUGUGGAAUUCAAUUGGCACCGGAGUCAUAAAUCCAUUUACCAAGUGAGGCUUCUGAGAAAUGUUGCAACUCAAAAUGCACUAAGCCCUUGAAUUAUUGGAGACUUGGAUAUUCUAAAUGAUACUUAAAAAUAUAACCUCUCCAUGCAACUUCUGGCCCAACUCUUGGUAAAUUUGACUUAAAAAUAAAAUUUAAAGUAAAAAUAAGCUACCAGGAUGGCCCAACUAAGCUUUAGGUUUAAAGUAUUUUUCCUAGUAAGUGAUUCAAAUGUGUAGUAAUUGCCACAGGACUGAUUUAUUUCCUAGCUAGAAGCUCUGGAUUUCACUUGUUCAUCAGGGCAUAUGUUGAAGGGUUUGUCAAGACUCUGUGUUGAUGUCACAGCUUUGCGACCUGGUGCAUGAAUCCUCAAGUACUGUAUUUCACUGUGUUGGUGUGUCUGAUGGAAAUGUCAAGGUGGUCCCACAAAUAUAUUUUAUGUAGUGUGCCUUCAAAGAGAACCAUUAUUUCUCUUCACUUCUUGUCCCACUAAGUCACAUUUGGUGGUGGUCAGCCAAGUCCCAUGUGGUCUAGUUUGACUCAUUGUCCCGAGCUGAGAGAGUAACGGGAACGAUUUUGCCCCGGUGAGACCCACACCCCUGGAGAAGUGACUCUGAGCACCUCGCCUCCAGUGUUGGCUGUUGAUGUAUUUGAUAUUCUGCUUGUCUCCCCAUGGCGGAAAGACCUCUGGAAAAAAAAAAAGCAGCAUAAUCUCUUGGCUGUUUAUACUUUUUUAAACUUCCCUGUGUUGUAAAUAUUGUACACUUUGAGUGACUCCAGCUAUGUAACCUCUAUGCUCUGUAAGGUGAUCAUUUGUAUAUAACAACCUGGCCCAGUGAUGUUAUAUAAUUUCCCAAUGGAGAGGUUAUUGAGUAACCUUUGCGUUAGCUUAAACACUACCAGAAGAAUGCUGAGCCAACUAUAAACACUCAAUUUUGUAUGUUUUCCAAAUUGUACUUAUUACUGCUUUUGAUACUGUAUUCCGUGCCAAUAGUUUCCCAAUCACAUAGCAGGCAAGAGAUAUUUUGUACUUUUUGAUCCACUGUAAUAUUUAAUAAAAAAUGUUACUAUCUGUUUC